Molecule: messenger RNA, 3911 nt
Organism: Pungitius pungitius (ninespine stickleback)
Lineage: Eukaryota; Metazoa; Chordata; Actinopteri; Perciformes; Gasterosteidae
Gene: dhx37
Product: DEAH (Asp-Glu-Ala-His) box polypeptide 37
Exons: 26
Coding region: 216-3671 (1151 amino acids)
Biological process (GO): maturation of SSU-rRNA from tricistronic rRNA transcript (SSU-rRNA, 5.8S rRNA, LSU-rRNA)
Cellular component (GO): nucleolus; intracellular anatomical structure
Molecular function (GO): helicase activity; RNA binding; ATP hydrolysis activity
Source: RefSeq, a predicted model, not a curated record
UUUUAGCGGCGGACGUUUUAUGCCGAUGGACUGUCGUCUGUUUACACGUGCAGAGCUGGUCUGUUGCACGUGACUUUUUAAAAAUUACUCAUGCCAUUGUCCGAGCUGUUUAAAUCACUAGUUAUCUUAUGUUUCGUAUCGUUUAACAUUGCGAGUUGUCAGGUGGUGGUGUUCUAUAACGUUAAAUCGUCUGUAUUAACAUACAGUAGUUUAAAAUGGGAAGACUAAGGAGGAAAUAUAACUGGAAGGGAAGGCAGCAAAGUGACGCCCAACAACCAGCAGAGGAAGAGAAGACAAACGUUGUUGUGGAAAUUCAAGAUGGGGCCAGGCUUAAAGGUGUAGACCUCAGCAACGCUUUGGUCCUCCCAGCCAACAAAGCUAAGAAGAAGAAGGCCUCAGUAACCCCUGUUUCCUCCAAAAAGCCCCUCACUAGAAAGAAGAAGAAAGAGCUGCAAAAGGUCCUGGAGCGCAAGGAGAAGAAGGCUCAGAGAGCAGACAUUCUGAUCAAACUAGCCGAGGUGCAGGUUUCAGAAUCUGAACUGAAGAUGCUGUACACCACGUCUAAACUGGGAACGGGAGAUAAACUUUACCAGACCAAACAGUUGCCAGAUGAAGUAAACAAUAGAGACUGUGGACCAAAGAUCAGCAGUCUCAGUGGGGCAAACAGAAAAAGAAAAUGGGAAGUAGAAGAAGAAGAGGAGGAGGAGGAGGAAGACAAAGAGGGGGAGGAAGACAAAGAGGAAGAAGAGGAGGAUGAAAGCAGCAAUCUUGACGAGGAGGAGCACGAAGAAGUGAACAAAACCACAGAGGGGACCACCCCUGCUCGUCAGGACGUAAAGGGAGAACAACCCGCACCGGAACAAAAUACACAGAUUGAAAAGACAUCCGAUAUUGAGAAUGUGGAUAACAAGACGUUGCCACAGCCGACUGUCUUCAUUCCUGUCGACCGAUCACCAAAAAUUCAGGAGGCUCGUCUGAAGCUCCCAGUGCUGGCGGACGAGCAGGUCAUCAUGGAGGCAGUGAGAGAAAACCCCUGCAUCGUAAUAUGUGGAGAGACGGGAAGUGGAAAGACCACUCAAGUUCCUCAGUUCCUGUAUGAAGCCGGCUACGCCAGCGAAAGCGGAAUAAUCGGUAUCACAGAGCCAAGAAGGGUGGCUGCUGUCAGCAUGUCCUACAGAGUGGCCAAAGAGAUGAAUCUGUCCACACGGGUGGUGUCCUACCAGAUUCGGUACGAGGGAAAUGUGACCAGUGAUACAAAGAUCAAGUUCAUGACAGAUGGUGUUCUACUAAAGGAGAUUCAGAAGGAUUUCCUGCUCCAAAGAUACAGUGUAAUAAUCAUAGACGAGGCUCAUGAAAGGAGUGUUUACACAGACAUCCUCAUCGGCCUGUUGUCCCGUAUCGUCCCACUCAGAAACAAGAAAGGUGUGCCCAUGAAGUUGCUGGUCAUGUCUGCUACUCUUCGCGUGGAGGACUUCACGGACAACGCCAAGCUCUUCCGGACCCCGCCGCCUGUUAUUAAGGUGGAUGCUCGGCAGUACCCGGUCACAAUUCAUUUCAACAAACGCACUCCGAUGGACGAUUAUGUCGGAGAAACUUUCCACAAAACCUGCAAGAUCCACCGGAUGCUGCCUCCAGGUGGAAUCCUUGUGUUUCUGACCGGUCAGGCGGAGGUUCACAAUCUGUGCAGAAAACUGAGAAAUGCUUUUCCCUUAAGGAAGGGUAACAUAACGACUGGAGAGAAUGAGGAAGCAGAGAAUCCAGAGGCAAUGAGGAGGUUUAAGAAAGCCGAACGGAAGAAGGCAGUGUCUCUGCCCCAAAUUGACCUGGACAACUACUCUGCCCUCCCGCUGGACGAAGGGGACGAGGACAGAGAGGCGGGGAUCGGGGACGAGGAUGACGAUGGUUCAGACCUGGACAUUGGACAAGAUCCCGCCAGUGGAGAGGAGAAGGCCGACCCAUCUAUUCCUCUCUACGUUCUCCCUCUUUACUCUCUAUUGGCUCCAGAGCAGCAGGCCAAGGUGUUCAGGCCUCCUCCACCUGGGACUCGUUUGUGUGUGGUAGCUACAAACGUAGCCGAGACCUCCCUCACCAUUCCCGGCAUCAAGUACGUGGUCGACUGUGGACGAGUCAAGAAGCGCUUCUACGACCGAGUGACUGGAGUGUCGUGUUUCAAGGUCACGUGGACGUCACAGGCCUCAGCCAAUCAGAGGGCGGGUAGAGCAGGACGAACGGAGCCGGGACACUGCUACAGGUUGUACUCAUCUGCAGUGUUUGGAGACUUCACUUUGUUCUCAGAGGCAGAGAUCACUCGCAGGCCUGUGGAGGACCUGGUUUUACAGAUGAAAGACCUCAACAUAGACAAGGUGGUCAACUUUCCUUUCCCCACGUCUCCGUCUCCCGAAGCUCUCGUUGCCGCAGAGCAGUUGUUAGUCUCGUUGGGAGCUCUGAAAGAGCCCCCUCGCGCGGGAAGUGUGAAAGAGAUGGAGCGAGCAAGGCUGUGCUGUCCCAUCAGCCCCCUGGGCAGAGCAAUGGCUUCAUUCCCUGUGGCACCGCGUUAUGCUAAAAUGUUGGCUCUUGGUAAGCAGCAGGAUUGUCUGCCUUACGUCAUCGCUGUGGUAGCAGCCAUGACAGUCCGAGAGAUCUUCGAGGACCUGGACAGACCUGCAGGUAGUGAAGAUGAGAGCUCCAAGCUCACCCAGCAUCGAGCUCGGCUGAACCAAGUGAGAAGGCUGUGGGCUCGGCAAGGAGCACCUCUGCUGCUGGGAGACCUCAUGGUCAUGCUGGGUGCUGUUGGUGCUUGUGAAUUUGCUGGUUGUACUCCCAAGUUUUGCGAAGACAACGGCCUGAGGUAUAAAGCUAUGGUGGAGAUCAGGAGGCUGAGAGGACAACUUACCAACGCAGUGAAUGCAGUUUGUCCAGAGGUGGGACUAUUUGUGAAUCCCAAGAUGGCUCCGCCGACCGAGCAUCAGGUGAUCUGCCUGCGGCAGAUUGUGCUUGCCGGACUGGGAGACCAUCUAGCAAGGCGCGUACAGACAGAAGAUACACUGGACCCCAAAUGGAAGAAUGGAUACAAGACUACUCUGCUGGACGACGUGGUGUUCAUUCAUCCCAGCUCGGCCCUGUUCAGAACCAUGCCAGAGUUCAUAGUCUACCAGGAAAUCAUGGAGACCACCAAGAUGUACAUGAGAGGCGUGUCAGCAGUGGAAGCUGAGUGGAUCCCCAAGCUCUUGCCCCAGUAUUGUCAUUCGGGUUCCCCUCUGGAUUCGCCUUCGCCGUGGUUCUGUACAUCCACCGGCACCAUCAGAUGUCUCCGCCCAAGCACCUUCUUUCGUGUUGCGUGGCCGCUGCCGGCGGUGGAGAUGGAAUAUCCAGACGACAUCACCCGUUACAAACUGUUUGCAAGAUUUUUGCUUGAGGGACAGGUUUGUCCCAAGCUAAUGAAACACUGCAGCCAUCUUCUGUCAAACCCCUCCAUCAUGUUGAAAACGUGGGCAAAGCUGCAGCCGAGGACGGAGGCUUUGCUCGAAGUCCUGGUGUCAAAGAGGGUUGCCAGCCGAGAUGCUCUCCUCUCUGUCUGGAAAACGGAAGAUAAAUUUCUGUUGUCUGCAUACUGUCAAUGGUUACCUGAAGCCUUGCAUCAAGAAGUAGCCAAAAGUUGGCCCCCGAUAUGAAGACGCACAUCUAAAAAGAAGGCACAAAAUUCCAUCAACAAAAAUUUGUUAAAACCUUCCUGAUCAUCAGAGGACAUCUUCAGAUGUUUUAAAUGUUCUCUCAAUGUUGCAGCGACAAUUCCACAACACUGCCUUCUCUCUGUUUUGUAUUUGAUACUCUGUAUAAUGACUUUUAGGUUGUUAUCAGUGUGCUGCUGUCAGUUUAAGAUUUGGUCUUUGUAAGAUUCAUUAAAAACUGUU